AUCAAGAUAAAGAAUUUCACAGCGAAACCGUCAUUUCUAAAGUUGGCCGUCCUUUCUGACCUGCUGCCCCAAGACUGGACAGAUGAUCAGAGUCUUCCUCCUCCUCCUCGGCCUGGUGAGCUCGGGCCUGACAGCCGUCAUCAGCACCACCCCUCUCAUCCUUACUACUAUGCCAAACACAUGCGAGCACCGGGGCAUAUACUACAAGAUUGGACAGCAUUUCAGUCCAACACCGUGUGAGAGGUGUUUCUGUGGAACUUCCGGUCAAGCAGUCUGCGCAUACAUGGACUGCGCACUUGCCUUGUGUGUUGAUGCUGUGAAACAACCAGAUCAGUGCUGUUCAACCUGUCCAAAUGGCUGGAACUGCAAGCACGGUGACGUCACCAUCAAGAUGGGCGAUGUUUAUCACCCUGACCCUGCGACUUCGUGUCAGUGCAACAAUGGUCCAUCCCACAUGGGAUUCGGGAACAUGGUCCUUAAGGCAGAAUGCACCUCGGUGUGAAUAAAUAUAGAUUUGUAUCACUUUUAA
Haliotis rufescens (red abalone) is the source of this 529-nucleotide messenger RNA. Its product is annotated as von Willebrand factor C domain-containing protein 2-like. Bases 83 to 502 code for a protein of 139 amino acids. The record is from RefSeq and is a predicted model, not a curated record. The transcript is spliced from 2 exons. Gene Ontology annotation, cellular component: AMPA glutamate receptor complex. Lineage: Eukaryota; Metazoa; Mollusca; Gastropoda; Lepetellida; Haliotidae. Gene Ontology annotation, molecular function: protein binding. Gene Ontology annotation, biological process: negative regulation of BMP signaling pathway.